Molecule: messenger RNA, 210 nt
Organism: Prunus armeniaca (apricot)
Lineage: Eukaryota; Viridiplantae; Streptophyta; Magnoliopsida; Rosales; Rosaceae
Source: the annotation of a GenBank genome assembly
AUGAGAACAUAUCCUUGGUUUCAACCUAGAUUCAGACUAUCUGAGAAAGAACCAGAGGAAGAAGUGACCAUAUUUGACUUCAGGAAGAAGUUCCUAAGUGUGACACUGCCAAGGGACCUGUCUUUUGGAGGUGGGAAGCCUCCUAACUAUCACUUCGGGGCAGAAGUGUACCAUCCCAACUUCUGCGCAAGACAACUUGGCUACCCUUAG